Messenger RNA from Aphanomyces astaci, 3092 nucleotides. RefSeq lists its product as hypothetical. Gene Ontology annotation, biological process: proteolysis. The coding region runs from base 28 to 3060 and encodes 1010 amino acids. The record is from RefSeq and is a predicted model, not a curated record. NCBI's taxonomy places the organism in Eukaryota, Oomycota, Saprolegniomycetes, Saprolegniales, Verrucalvaceae. The transcript has 6 exons. Gene Ontology annotation, molecular function: metalloendopeptidase activity.
AUUGCGCUUCUUUCAUUGCCGUAGGCCAUGCUUGGGCGUUCUUGGGUAGGUCGCGCUUUAUUGCUCCUUCUAGGCCCUUUCCAUCAAACCACCGAUGCGCAUGGAACACACAUCACAUCUUUCGAAGAUGUGUUGUCGUCACAACCACACGUUCACGACUUUGCCGUUGUGAGCUAUGUGUCCGUUACAAGUGCCGAUGGUGUCGAGUCCCUCGCGCCCAACGCGCCGUACCCGUCAUCGUUGCACGUUCACUUUCGCACGAGCCACGGCAUGGACGUGAAGUUUGACGUUCGACUCAAGCGCAACUUGUUCGCCGCUGACUCGUUUGUGUGGGCGCACGACGGUCCAGAGCUCGCGCUCCUCAAGUCGCACAAGCCGCAUCACAUUGCUUACGAGGGGACAUUGCCCCUUGGGUACAUCCGCCUCACAAUGUUUGACCGCCAUACGUUCCAUGCAACGAUAAAGUUGCACGACAAGAUUGUGGUCGUGGACCCCGUGGAGCACCACAAGAAUGCCCACCAAUUGACGUCGCCAGUGACUGGUAUGGUGGCGUACUCGAUCCCACUAGAAGCUGCGACGCUGUCGAACGAGCACCAUCGCCAGUUAACGUCGACGUUUGGCCGAAUGGCAACGUGCACGUGGAGUGCGAGGCAAAUCACGGUCGGGGUCGUUUCCGACGCCGGGUUUACGUCUGAACAUGGAGGGGCCGCAAAGACUCAAAGCUACCUAAUUGCAGUGUACAACUCUAUCAACGGACUCUACGACGACCAAAUCGGCGUGCACUUGACCAUCGGGGCGUUCCUGAUUGAAACGGCGGCGGGGGGGGCGGCAUGGAACGUAGAGCCGCAAACGUGUGGCGCCAUGGUCGAUAUGAAUGUCCAGCUCAACGCUGUCAAAUCGUGGGUUGCUGCAGGAGAAGAUGUGCCCCUGUGCAAUCAAGAAAACUGUGGGGUGUGGCACCUGCACACUAAUUGCGACGCGGACCGCACUCGAACGGGGAAUACCGCGGGGCUGGCGUGGGUGGGCACUCUGUGCAGCAGCAGCAUGGGCUACAACACUGGCGUGUCCAUCGACGCCGGUGUCAAUACGUGGAUCGUUGUGGGCCACGAAAUCGGCCACAACUUUGGAGCAGACCACACGUUUGCAGAAGGCGGGAUCAUGUCAUACGACUGGAGUACCCCCACCAAGUUUUACGAUAACGGCCAAGUGUGCUCGUUUGUGCAAAGUGUCUUGGACAAGUGUUUGAAACCAUACAGUUCCGACGGAGCUGCCACAGCCAGAGCUACCACCACCACAGCCAGACCCACCACCACAGCAAUCACAACUGCUCAACUAACGACCACCACAGCAAGACCAACCACUACUACCUCCGCCGGUCCUGCCACGACCACUACAACGACGACACCUUUGGCCACUACUUCGACUUCCACGCCACUACCACAAGUGGAUCCAUGUGCAUGCUCGACUGAAAACCUGUGCCGCGAGGUAUACCGCCCUGGCUGCCAAACGUUUUUGGACAAGCGAUAUUGCUACGUUGUUGGCUACGACCAGUGUGCUCGUGCGAAGCCAUCGGUGACAUGCACCAACGCCAACGGCAAGACGCUGUACUAUCUAGAGUUUGAUGGCGUUUGCCCCACACUGGUGCCUUCACCAAGUCCAAAUACCCCCCCAGUUACUACUACUCCAACCACUUCAACCCUAACUCCAACCACUACAACCCUAACUCCGAUAACUACAACCCUAACUCCAACCACUGCAACUCCCCCAUCAAGUACUACUACUAUUGUCCCAACCACCACCACAACCCUAACUCCAACAACUGCAACCCCCACCACAACUACAACUACUGUUGUCCCAACGACCACCACCUCUUCCGCCCCUACACCCGCCAAUACAACGCUCAUUCCCACACUUUCAAACUCAACGCCCCCAACAACGAUAACCAAUCCGCCUACCACGACGGCUGCUUCCUCCGACCCAUGCAGUUGCUCGACAGACUCCAAGUGUCCAACUAUCGCAGGUGGUGGCUGCCAAUCUUUCCGCGGUCGUUCGUGGUGCUACGUCCAAGACCCGACAAAAUGUGUGGGGGCAGCGUACUACGAUUCUAUGGAUUGUGUGGGUCAAAAGUACAUGCAGUGCAAUGGAUCGACCAAUACAUUGUUGCCACCGCCCCCGAAAGACCCUUGUGCAUGCAGCACGACUGUCACAUGCCCCAGCGUCAGCACCCAGCCUGGCUGCUUCAAAUCUGACCGGACCAGCUACUGCUACGUCCAGGACCCCACCAAGUGUUUCGGACCGUCGAUUCGAUCGUCGUCAGUGUGUGCUCGUGAAAAACUGCGCCGAUGUUCGUCCCAAGACAAGUCGGCGACGCAUUGGAUUGUGAAUGAAUGGUCCAAAUGUUCUGCGCUCUGCGGUGGCGGAGUCAAAACUCGCACGGUGGCCUGCAUGGACCAAAAGGAGAUCAUUGAGUUCACAGACUCAUCAUGCUCGACGCCCAAGCCCGUCUACACGCUCGAGUGCAACGUUCGGUCGUGUCCUGUGACAGCGUUCAACAACACCACACCGUGUGCUGGCCCGCCUCACUCCACGUGCAAACCUCGAUCUCGCAAGCGACUUUGCGAUUGUGCGUGCAAUUUGGGCUACAUUUACCACCCCCGUCGUCGCGAGUGUGUGCCGCUUCCAGCGAUGGAGAUGCUGUCGGUGAAGUGCCCGGAAUGCGCAGGGAAUGUUCGCGGCCCACUGAGCUUUGAGGUUCGCUCUCAUGACAUCGAUCCACUGGAGCCCCCUGUGUGUGACGGUCAAGACGACGGUGGCACAGUCACCGUCACUGCGUCGUGGCUGGUUGCGUUCGAGCCAGACUCUACGACAACCUCGGGUGAUAGUGCCAGCACCAGUGAAGGAACAACCAAUGUAGCGAUGAUUGCCAUCGCCACGUGUAUUGCUGCGAUCGCACUCAUCCUUGUGGUGCUCGCGUAUCGCCGCCACACUGUCCUUCAACCCGCCACGCAGCAUCAAACCCCCGUCUACAUUGUAGGAUCCACCCCCGGAGCCAUGCUUUAACUUUAUAUCUCAAUGAAUUUUUGUUUGUGCCA